AUGGGAAGAAAUAUCCUUCCAAAAUCGAUUGCACUUCCCUUUUCCAUGUUGGCUGAAAAGCUAAACGCAAAGCCCUUUAUGGAAUAUGCGCUUUCAUAUGCGCUAUAUAACUACAAAAGAAUUGACGCCACGAAGGAGAUUUCCUUUGAUAAUCUUUCUUUGAUAAGAAGCUUUGAGGGAUCCAAAGAUGAGGCUGGAUUUGUACUUGUCCAUGUGGAUAUGGUUUCUCAUUCUGCAAAAUUGAUCGCCGCAACUGAAGAUAUACUCUGUGCACAAGAUGACAUGUCUCUUGUUGCUGGACUAUCGAAAAUGACAACUUGUUUUAGAGCCAUCAAUGACUCCAUGCAAAAAAUGUGGUCUAGAAGCUCGCCUGAGGGCUAUGCCUCUUUUAGGACCUUUAUCAUGGGCAUUAAAAAUCAGCCCAUGUUUCCGAAUGGUGUUGUCUAUGAAGGGGUUUCCUCUGAUCCCUUGUUUUUUCGCGGAGAAAGUGGAGCCAAUGACUCUAUGGUCCCGCUUUUAGACAACCUUUUAGAAAUAACCAAUAAGAUGCCCGAUAAUCCCCUGACUCAAAUCCUAUCCGAAUUUCGGACAUACAGGCCCAUUCUUCACGAAAAAUACUUGAAACUGGUCAAAUCACGUUCUGAGGGCCUGAUAGAGAGAUGUAUGAAAUCCGAAGAAAGUGCAGCACUUGCAAUAACUUUGAUGGACUUUUUGAGAGAAUUUAGAUGGAGACACUGGCAUUUUACAAAGGCCUAUAUCUUAUCCUACUCAAAGCAUCCCGUCGCAACUGGAGGCUCGCCUAUCAUAAAAUGGCUCCCCAAUCAGCUUAGUGUUGUUUUAUCCGAGGUUUCAAAACUUUGUGAUCAAUAUCAAUCGUCAUUUGGCCCUCUCAACAGCCAAAUAAUGAAAAUUAAGGAAAAGUCUAUCAUUGAUAUCGACACCUUAAACAAGGAAAUUAAAUUCCUCGAGGAGACCUUUAAAUGA
Molecule: messenger RNA, 984 nt
Organism: Mitosporidium daphniae
Lineage: Eukaryota; Fungi; Microsporidia
Exons: 3
Coding region: 1-984 (327 amino acids)
Molecular function (GO): metal ion binding; heme binding
Source: RefSeq, a predicted model, not a curated record